AGCCAGCUCUGAUGAAAUAAAUUUUCUCUGUAGGAGAACCUGAUGACAGAGACCAGUCCAAACUGGAGAUGAAGAUAUGGGACCCAGAGUGUCCGCUGACCAACAAACAGAUUGACCAGUUUCUUGUGAUUGCUCGAGCGGUUGGUACUUUUGCUCGAGCGUUGGACUGCAGCAGCUCCGUCAGACAGCCCAGCUUACACAUGAGCGCCGCGGCAGCCUCACGAGACAUCACACUGUUCCAUGCCAUGGACACCCUGCACCGGCACGGCUAUGACCUCUCCAGUGCUUUGAGCGUGCUCGUUCCUCAAGGAGGGCCCGUGCUGUGCCGGGAUGAGAUGGAGGAGUGGAGCUCAUCAGAGGCAAACCUGUUUGAGGAGGCGCUGGAGAAGUACGGCAAAGACUUCAAUGAUAUCCGGCAAGACUUUGUGAGUGUGCACAGAAAGCAGGGGUGGGGGAAUAAUUGAUUUGAUGUGUUAUGA
Sinocyclocheilus grahami is the source of this 479-nucleotide messenger RNA. Its product is annotated as metastasis-associated protein MTA3-like. Gene Ontology annotation, cellular component: nucleoplasm; NuRD complex. The record is from RefSeq and is a predicted model, not a curated record. The transcript has 3 exons. Gene Ontology annotation, molecular function: transcription coactivator activity; histone deacetylase binding; transcription corepressor activity. NCBI's taxonomy places the organism in Eukaryota, Metazoa, Chordata, Actinopteri, Cypriniformes, Cyprinidae. Bases 69 to 464 code for a protein of 131 amino acids. Gene Ontology annotation, biological process: negative regulation of transcription by RNA polymerase II.